AGUGCAUUAUUAAAAGGGCUGAGGCAUCCCAGAGGAAUGGGCAGAUACACAGGCUCUGCCAGGAGAAAGGAGCAUUCUGAGAAUAAGAGUCUACACACUGUGAAGCUAAGGAUGGUCCUGAGUGGGGCGCUGUGCUUCCGAAUGAAGGAUGCAGCACUGAAGGUACUCUAUCUGCAUGAGAAUCAGCUUCUAGCUGGAGGGCUACAUGCAGGGAAGGUCAUCAAAGGUGAGGAGAUCAGUGUUGUCCCCAACCGGUCUCUGGAUGCCAAGCUGUCUCCAGUCAUCCUGGGCGUCCAGGGAGGAAGCCAGUGCCUGUCGUGUGGGACAGGGCAGGAACCAACUCUGAAACUAGAGCCAGUAAACAUCAUGGAACUCUACCUUGGUGCCAAGGAAUCCAAGAGCUUCACCUUCUACCGGCGGGACACGGGGCUCACCUCCAGCUUUGAGUCAGCUGCCUAUCCAGGCUGGUUCCUCUGCACCGUGCCUGAAGCAGACCAGCCUCUCAGACUUACCCAGCUCUCAGAGGAUGCCAGCUGGGACAACCCCAUCACAGACUUCUACUUCCAGCAGUGUGACUAGGGCAAUGCAUCCCUCAGAACCUACCUGAGCAGAGGCAGCUCAGGUGGGGCAGAGGUGGAGGAAGACACUGAUGGCAGCCACCCACCAUCUGCUCUCAGGGCCUCACCUCUGGCUGGCACUCGGCCACUCUCCUUUUUGAUUCCCAGUUUAGGUAAAUCCUUCUGAGAUUUGGGGCUUUGUCCACAUUUUCUUCCCCUGUUGAGUGGUGCUACUUGUGUGGAAUCUUGCAAAAACCACUCAAGAUGAAUUGGAAAUUACAUAAAAAGGUUCCUAAGGGGUCAGGGUUGGGGGAAUUGUGGAAAUCCUUCAUGCUUCAUGGUAACUUACCCAGUAGUCCGGAGCCCCACAGGCCAGCCCAUCCCAAGGUGAGCCUAUUAGGGCCACCAGCUGCUCACAUGAAGUCCUGUCAUCCACCAGUAUGCAGAAUAGGGAGGUCAUAGAGUUAGGGACCCAAGGCCCAGCCGCAUCCCUCUUCCUUAAAACUCAGCUGCCAUCAUAUUCUAUCUUUUCCAUGUCAACCCUCGUGCUCUAGCCAUGGCAGGAGAAGGUGGUGAUGUCCGAGGAAUGACUCCAGCUCAGAAGGCUGAAAAAUGUCCAGGCAUUACCUUUUGAAGCCUGAGGUACCAUUAAAAUCCAAGAUACUGGUAUCUAUUCCCAUAAAAAGUUGCUCGUGGCAUUCUAAGUGAGAAGAGCAAAUUACAAAGUAGCAUAUCUUGUAAUUUCAUUUUAAUUUAAAAAUAUCUAUCUAUAUAUGUCUGCAUAGAGGUCUGAAAGAGUUUACUUCAAUUUUAGCAAUAGCAAUUUAGCAAUUACCGGUGACUUUUCUUUUUGUUCUUUUAUUUAUUUGCAUUUUCUAAUUCUUCCAUGAUGAAGAUGGACUCCUUGUGUAAUAAAUAAGUUAAUCUUGGGGAAAACAGAGCAGACAAUAUUUGUGACCAUCCUUGGCACUCCCUGAGUGAAAUUCAAAUUGAAUUGAACUCUGCUGGUCAGCAGAAGCAAGAAUCAGAACAUAGAUCUCCUCAAACCUGCAAAGAAAGAGAAUAUGAUGAGUUAGCAUGGUUGAAAUCUCCUGGAGAAGGAAUUUAUAGAAAGAACAAUCCUGGGCCUAGAGUGGUCACAGCUCCCUAAGAUUGCAAGGUGUGGGUUUCAGCCUCCAAAGGAUCCUGUGCUGGUUGAAAUUUAUUUCCUUCUGGAAACCUUAGACUGUGACAUUAUUUGGAAUUAGGUUCUUUGCAGAUACAAUUAGUUAAGAGGUCCCGCUGUAUUCGGGUAGGCUCUAAAUCCAACAUGACUGCAUGUGCAAGAAGAGGAGAAGACACGUAGGCACACAGAGACCAGGAAGGCCAUGUGAAGAUGGAGGCAGAUAUUGUACUUUCACUGCAAUAAGGCAAGAAAUGCCAUGAUUGAGGCAACUGCCAGAAGCUAGGAAGAGGCAAGGAAGAAUUUUUCCCCAAAGCCUUCAGAGGGAGGAUGGCCUUCUAGUCUCCUGAACUGUGAGAGAACAAAUUUCUAUUGUUUUGAACCACCAGCUGUGUGGUAAUUGGUUGUGGUGGCCCUAUGACAUUAACACAGCCGUUGCUGAUCCCAUCUCACAUUGUGUGUCUCUUCCCACAUUGUACCCACAUUUUCUCUGUGACCAACAGAAUGUGGCAGAAGUAAUAUUAUGCCACUUUUGAGAUUAGAUUACAAAAGACUCUGCAGCCUCUAUCUUGUUUUCUGUCUUUGUUUACUUGCUCUGGGGGAAGCCAGCUGCCAUCUCAUAAGCAGCCCUAUAAAGAGACCCAUGUGUUGGAAAAUGAAGCCUCCUACCAACUGCCACAUAAGCGCAUUUGGAAGCAGCUUCCCCAGCCCCAGUCAGGCCUUCAGAUGAUACAACUCUGGCCGACAACUUGAUUGCCACCUCAAGAGAAACUCUGAAGCAGAACCACCCUGCUAAGCGGGUCUAGAUCCCCAACUCUCAGAAACUGAGAAAAUAAAUGUUUUUGCUUUCA
Nyctereutes procyonoides (raccoon dog) is the source of this 2570-nucleotide messenger RNA. It is a transcript of the gene IL36RN, whose product is annotated as interleukin 36 receptor antagonist. Gene Ontology annotation, molecular function: interleukin-1 receptor binding; cytokine activity. Lineage: Eukaryota; Metazoa; Chordata; Mammalia; Carnivora; Canidae. The transcript is spliced from 5 exons. Bases 37 to 579 code for a protein of 180 amino acids. The record is from RefSeq and is a predicted model, not a curated record. Gene Ontology annotation, biological process: inflammatory response to antigenic stimulus; cellular response to lipopolysaccharide.